Messenger RNA from Penicillium argentinense, 309 nucleotides. RefSeq lists its product as uncharacterized. The coding region runs from base 1 to 309 and encodes 102 amino acids. Lineage: Eukaryota; Fungi; Ascomycota; Eurotiomycetes; Eurotiales; Aspergillaceae. The record is from RefSeq and is a predicted model, not a curated record. The transcript has a single exon.
AUGGAACCAAUCAGCGCACCUUCCAGCUCGCCCCGCAAGGGCAUUUCCAAAUGGUGGUGCAUCGGGUUCUUUAUUGCUGCUGUUAUCUUUUUCAUCAUCGGUGCUGCCCUUGUCAGCGCUUACCUUUCUGCAGGGUACAAGACCUGCACCUCUGCGCUAUCCUAUGGAGAUUAUACCUACGACUACUCCUGCUUCACGGGCAAUAUAGGCGAGUAUAACGGCGGCAUCGCCAUGCUUGUCCUCGGUGGUCUCUCCAAGUUUAUUGCCUGGGUCCUCCUGAUUGUCUAUUGCGUGCAGCGCCGCCGCUAA